This is a messenger RNA of Impatiens glandulifera, 1946 nucleotides long. Its product is annotated as protein NUCLEAR FUSION DEFECTIVE 4-like. Gene Ontology annotation, molecular function: transmembrane transporter activity. The transcript is spliced from 2 exons. The coding region runs from base 61 to 1800 and encodes 579 amino acids. Gene Ontology annotation, cellular component: membrane. NCBI's taxonomy places the organism in Eukaryota, Viridiplantae, Streptophyta, Magnoliopsida, Ericales, Balsaminaceae. The record is from RefSeq and is a predicted model, not a curated record. Gene Ontology annotation, biological process: transmembrane transport.
UAGAGCUAGAGAAAGAGAGAGUCAAGGAUUCUAACUAAUCCUUCCUCAGAAAAAUUAGUAAUGGGUGAGGGCGGGGAUGGAUGGAGGUUGGCCGUGCAAGUGGUGGAGGGGCGGUGGUUCAUGGUGUUCGCCUCUUUCCUCAUAAUGUCGGCGGCAGGUGCGACCUACAUGUUCGGGUUGUACUCGACCGAAAUUAAGGAAUCACUCGGCUACGACCAGACCACACUAAACCUUCUCAGCUUCUUUAAGGAUCUUGGAGCCAACGUCGGGAUCUUGUCGGGGCUCAUCAUGGAAGUGUCACCGCCUUGGGUGGUUCUAGCCAUGGGAGCCGUCCUUAAUUUCUUUGGUUAUUUUAUGAUUUGGCUUGCAGUCACCAAACGUUUAUCUCGUCCACAAGUUUGGCAUAUGUGUCUAUAUAUCUGCGUCGGUGCUAAUUCUCAGGCAUUCGCAAACACCGGAGCUUUAGUGACGGCGGUAAAGAACUUCCCGGAAAGUCGAGGCGUCGUGCUCGGUUUACUCAAGGGUUUCGUCGGUUUAAGCGGCGCCAUAAUCACUCAAAUCUACCACGCCUUCUACGGCGACGAUACUCAAUCACUUAUCCUCCUAAUCGGAUGGCUUCCAGCCGCCAUCUCAUUCGCAUUCAUCCGCACAAUCCGCAUUAUCAAAAUCGUCCGUCAUCCCAACGAACUCAAAGUCUUCUACCGUUUCCUCUACAUCUCCCUUUCCCUCGCCGGUUUCCUUAUGAUCAUGAUCAUUUUAGAAAAACAGUUCAAUUUCACUCGCCCUGAAUAUGUCUCAUCCGCCGUCGGAGUCCUCGUUUUGCUCUUCUUUCCGUUAAUGGUCGUCGUAAAAGAGGAAUAUAAGACCUGGUUGAAUAGGAAACAGUCAUCGUCGCCGCCUUUGCAAAUCGUCACAACAGAGGAAAAACAGAGUAUUACUACUCCACCACCGCCGCCACCGACGACGACGAACAAAGAAGAACAGUCAUGUUUCAAGACAAUAUUCCGACCACCCAAUCGGGGAGAUGAUUUCACGAUCCUACAAGCACUCUUUAGUGUGGAUAUGUUCAUCCUCUUCUUCGCAACCAUAUGUGGUGUCGGCGGAACCCUAACCGCCAUCGACAAUUUAGGUCAAAUCGGAACUUCAUUAGGUUAUCCGAAAAAGAGUAUAAGCACAUUUAUCUCAUUGGUUAGCAUAUGGAAUUACUUAGGCCGGGUCGCAUCCGGUUUCGGUUCUGAAAUCUUAUUAAACCGGUAUAAGGUCCCUAGACCGUUAAUGCUCACUUUGGUAAUGCUCUUAUCGUGCGUUGGCCAUUUAUUGAUUGCAUUUGAUGUUCCAAACGGGCUCUAUAUAGCGUCUGUGGUGAUCGGGUUUUGUUUUGGAGCUCAAUGGCCAUUACUAUUUGCAAUAAUAUCGGAGAUAUUCGGGUUAAAGUAUUACUCGACCCUUUAUAACUUUGGGGCAGUGGCUAGUCCAAUUGGGUCGUACAUUUUGAACGUUAGGGUGGCUGGACAUUUGUACGAUAAGGAGGCGGCAAGACAAAUGAGUGUUCUUGGACGUGUUCGGAAGAAAGGGGAGGAUUUGGAUUGUGUUGGGGUUGAGUGUUUUCGAUUGGCUUUUAUAAUUAUUACCGGAGCAACCGUGGUUGGUGUGUUAGUUUCAUUUAUUCUAGCGAUUAGGACUAGGAAAUUCUAUCGGAGUGAUAUAUACAAGAAAUUUCGCGAUCAGGCUGCACAGAGUGAAAUGACAUUACAGGAAAAUGGCGUUUCCACUUCGACGACAACGACCAAUAAGGUAUAAUAAUAAGGGUGUUUUAGGACUGAUCGGUUUGGUCGGUCUAUAUGUUGUAACAUUAGGGUGACACUCGAAAUUGGUAAAAUGCAACUUUAAAUACAAUUUACUAUACAUUUUUAUUAAUGCAAGUUAGAUGGAAUUGCAUUGUUUGU